This is a messenger RNA of Leptopilina heterotoma, 4307 nucleotides long. It is a transcript of the gene IleRS, whose product is annotated as isoleucine--tRNA ligase, cytoplasmic. The record is from RefSeq and is a predicted model, not a curated record. Gene Ontology annotation, molecular function: tRNA binding; aminoacyl-tRNA deacylase activity; ATP binding. The transcript has 2 exons. Gene Ontology annotation, biological process: isoleucyl-tRNA aminoacylation. Bases 354 to 4094 code for a protein of 1246 amino acids. NCBI's taxonomy places the organism in Eukaryota, Metazoa, Arthropoda, Insecta, Hymenoptera, Figitidae.
UUAUUUUCUAGCGUAAAAAUAAUUCGUCAUUUACUGUAAAUAAAUUUCAAAAAACUUGUAAAUCUUGGUAAAUUAAAUUAUUAAAUAGAACAUGUGUAGUGAAUUUAAAAAAUUAAAACAAAAAUCACAAAAGUGUCAAGUGUGGUUUCAUAACCUAAAAAUAGAGGGCCGACAAAUUUGAAAUCAGGAGCAGUUGUUACAUCUAGGUUCAAUUUUUUCGGGGUUGAGAUUUUUUUUUCCUCUAAAAAAUGACUUUUGAUUGAAAAAUAAACGACAAACACGUGUCGAUUGUUAUAAAUCUGCCGGUGUAUUGUGUUUUUAUAAAAGAACGCGUGAAUUAGUAAAGUUUGAGAAUGGCGACAAAGUUGCCGGAAACUAUAAAUUUUCCUCAUGAGGAAGAAGUUGUUUUAAAUUUGUGGAAUAAGUUGGAUGUUUUUCAAAAAUGCCUGCAACAAUCAAAAGGCAAGCCAAGAUAUUCAUUUUAUGAUGGACCACCUUUUGCGACAGGAUUACCUCAUUACGGACAUAUACUAGCGGGAACGAUAAAGGAUAUCGUCACCAGGUACGCACAUCAAAAUGGUUAUCACGUUGAGCGUAGAUUUGGAUGGGACACACAUGGACUUCCGGUUGAAUACGAGAUUGACAAUGCUCUUGGAAUUAAGGGUCCUGACGAUGUGGCGAAAAUGGGAAUAGCAAAUUACAAUAACGAAUGUCGAAAAAUUGUGAUGCGUUAUGCGACCGAGUGGGAAAAAAUUGUCGGUCGCAUUGGUCGUUGGAUAGAUUUUAAGAACGAUUACAAGACCCUUUAUCCAUGGUACAUGGAGACAAUUUGGUGGGUCUUCAAGGAAUUAUUCAACAAGGGUCUCGUUUAUCAGGGCGUGAAGGUCGUUCCAUUUUCCAUCGGCUGCAAUACACCGCUAUCGAAUUUCGAGGCUGGACAAAAUUACAAAGACGUCGUUGAUCCCUCGGUGGUUGUCGCUUUUCCACUCAUUGACGAGCCGAACGUUUCUCUCCUCGCCUGGACAACAACGCCCUGGACCCUGCCGAGUAAUCUCGCUCUUUGCUGCAAUCCCGACUAUGAAUACAUCGAAGUACUCGACUCGGCCUCAGGGAAGAUUUUUAUUAUUCUCGAAUCGAGUUUGGAACUUAUUUACAAGUCGAAGGAUCUUUAUAGUGUGAGGGGGAAGAGAAAGGGGAGUGAUUUGAAGGGAAAGGCUUAUGAACCACCUUUUGACUACUUUGGGGAAUUGAGAAAGAAGGGGGCGUUUGUUGUCUUGAAUGACAAUUACGUGACCGCGGGGUCGGGAACGGGGAUCGUUCACCAAGCGCCUUAUUUCGGGGAGGACGAUUAUAGAUGUUGUUUAGCCGCUGGUAUUAUCACGAAGGAGCAGGAAAUGGUCUGUCCAGUGGAUAAUUGCGGAAAAUUCACGGAUCCGGUUGUGGAGUUCAAAGGGGUUUUCGUCAAAACGGCUGAUAAGGAAAUAAUGAAAUUACUAAAGAGCAAGGGAAAGUUGAUUCACAGUGGUACGACGAGUCACAGUUAUCCGUUCUGUUGGCGAUCGGACACGCCAUUGCUUUACAAGGCUGUUCCCUCUUGGUUUGUACGCGUCACGCAGAUCAAGGACCGCUUAAUGGAGACGUACGCCGAGACUUAUUGGGUGCCCGAUUAUGUGAAGGAGAAAAGAUUCGCGAAUUGGUUAGAAAACGCUAGGGACUGGGCGAUUAGUCGAAAUCGUUACUGGGGAAAUCCGAUUCCUUUGUGGAUAUCCGAGGACGGGAGGGAAGUUGUCUGCAUCGGGAGUAUAGCGGAAUUGGAAGAAUUGUCAGGUGUUAAAAUUACGGAUAUUCAUCGGGAGAGUAUUGAUCAUUUGACGAUACCGUCGAAACGAGCCGGACAACCACCGUUGAGGAGAGUGGCUGAAGUUUUUGACUGUUGGUUCGAGUCUGGAUCAAUGCCCUACGCGCAAAUGCACUUUCCGUUCGAGAAGACGAAGGAGUUUGCCGAGAGUUUCCCUGCCGAUUUCAUAGCUGAGGGGAUUGAUCAAACGAGAGGAUGGUUCUAUACACUAUUGGUGAUUUCGACCGCACUUUUCGGCAAAGCUCCUUUUAAGAAUUUGAUCGCCAAUGGACUUAUUCUAGCCGCCGAUGGUCAGAAGAUGUCGAAACGAAAGAAGAAUUAUCCGGAUCCGAUGGAAAUUGUAAACAAGUACGGCGCGGACGCCCUACGAUUGUACUUGAUAAACUCCCCUGUUGUCCGGGGCGAGAAUUUGAGAUUUAAGGAAGAGGGCGUGAGGGAUGUGAUUAAGGACGUAUUUCUCCCUUGGUAUAACGCUUUCCGUUUUUUGGUCCAGAACAUCGAGAGGUAUGAGCAAGCAGAAGGUGUGACUUUCCAGUAUCAGAGUCUCGAAGAGCAGACGGGCGACAAUAUUAUGGACAAGUGGAUCAUUUCGUUCACUCAGUCUUUGCUCGAAUUUCUGAAACAAGAAAUGAGCGCCUAUAGACUUUUCACAGUCGUUCCUAGACUUAUCAAAUUCAUCGACAAUUUGACCAAUUGGUACGUGCGGAUGAAUAGAAAGCGAAUUAAGGGCGAUACGGGUGCCGAAGAUUGCCGAAGAGCACUAAACACACUCUUCUACAUCGUCUACACGAUGUGUAGGGUAAAUUCCCCCUUUACUCCCUUCCUCACCGAAUUUAUGUUCCAACGACUCCGAAACUUACUCCCCACCUCAAUGACCCUAGACAGUAUUCAUUACGAAAUGGUCCCGAACUCAUCGCCGAAUUUCAUCAACCAGGACAUUGAGAAAGCAGUCGCCUGCAUGCAAACCGUCAUCGACCUGGGACGAAUUGUUCGCGACAGGAAAACCCUCCCAGUAAAGUACCCUCUACCGGAAAUUGUCGUCAUCAAUCAAGAUCGCAGAGUUAUUGACGAUAUCGUCUCCCUCACGCCCUAUAUUCUCGAGGAACUCAACGUGAAAACACUCACCGCCACCACUGACAAGGAAAAGUACGGAGUGACCCUAAAAGCGGAACCUGAUCACAAAAACCUCGGUGCUAGACUCAAGGGCGAAUUCAAAGCAGUCAUGGCGGCAAUCAAGGAACUCUCGAACGAGGAAUUGGAAAAAUUCAUCAAAGAUAAGAAAAUUGAUCUACUGGGUCAUACACUAGAACAGGAGGAUCUUCGACUGAGUUAUAGUUUCUCUGGUCCGGCCGCAGAGCAAUUGGCGAAACAAUACGAGGCUCAUUGCGAGGGUAAUGUUCUGAUUCUCCUCGACGUGACGCCGGACGACACGAUGUUGAACGAAGGCCUAGCGAGGGAGGUGAUCAACCGAGUGCAAAAAUUGAGAAAGAAGGCACAACUCAUCCCCAGUGAUGAGGCAACAGUUUAUUAUGAAAUCAAAGACAAGAGCAGCACUUUGGCUAAAGUUGUCGACACCCAUCAAAAGUUUAUCGAAACAACAACUAAAACACCACAGAAAAAUUAUUCCGAGUUCAACCACGAAUGCGCGAUAAUUCUCCAAGAAAUGCAAAACAUCAAAGGCGUGGAAAUGAAUCUAAUCCUCGUGAAAGCAACCACCGAGUCCAAUUCAACAACAAAUUCAACGAAACCAUUCGUCGAAUUCGUCAACGUUCAUCUCCUGAACUACGAACCACGAUUCGGUGCUAAAAGUAAACAGGGAACGAUUCUCCUCCGGGACUUCAAGACCAAUCAGACAAUCACAUACACCAAAUUCCGUGAGACUGUGGAGAAUAUCUUCGGUAUUCAUGGCUGUAACUAUCAAUUGUUUGCCAAUGGUGAGAAACUUGGGGAAGGGAAAAAUUUCCUCCAAAUACAGGGCGAGAGUGUUUUCAUCGUUCGCGAUGAUGAGGAACCACCUUGUAAAUCACAGAAAUCUUCGGCGAUUUGUAAAUUUGUCAACAUUAGAAACUCUGGUAAGGAGGGGACAAUUUUAUUGGAGAAUCCACAGGGGAGUCAUGUUUUAAAUAUUGAGAGUUUGAAAGAUAGACUUGUUUCGUUAUGUGGAAUGAGUGAUUUUUCACUACCUCGAUGUAAACAAUCAGUGUUUGAAUUACAUGGUACUGUUGUUGAAUUUUGAUAAAUAGAUCUCUCUUAUUGCUCUUGAGUUCAUUACUAUAUAGUUUAAUUAGAAUUCGUUUCUGUUAAUCAGAUAGAUUUUGAAAGAUUAUGAUAGAUUCAUUUUUGAAAAUAUUCGUUAUCUUAUACAUUUAUUUUGAGUCGCACAAAAACAGUCUGUAAAUAAUUCUAAGAGCAUUUUUUUAUUAACUUAUUAAAUUCGUGAGAAAAAUGA